AUGAAGGUUGUAAAUGCCGUCAGCCAGACGAAGCCGCCUCUCAUUCGCCAGGUCUACGACGCCGGCCACCGCGCUUUUGGUGAGAAUUACGUUCAAGAACUCGUCGAGAAGGCUCCUCAGCUUCCUGCAGAUAUUGAUUGGCAUUUCAUUGGCCACCUGCAAAGCAAUAAAGUCAAAUCCCUUCUUGCUAGUGUCCCAGAUCUUUACAUGGUCGAGACUGUAGAUGAUGAGAAGAUUGCUAAUCAUCUGGAUCGGGCAGUGGCUAACUUGGGAAGGAAACCUCUAAAGGUCUUGGUGCAAGUAAAUACCAGUGGGGAAGAGUCAAAAUAUGGUAUUGAACCUUCAGGUUGUGUAGAACUGGCUAAACAUGUCAAGCUGUCUUGCCCAAAUCUUAUUUUCUCGGGUUUAAUGACAAUAGGAAUGCUAGAUUACUCCUCAACUCCAGAAAAUUUCAAGACAUUAUCAAAUUGUAGAACUGAGGUUUGUGAGGCACUGGGGAUACCUCAGGAUCAGUGUGGGUUGUCAAUGGGCAUGUCUGGUGACUUUGAGCUAGCGAUUGAAAUGGGCAGUACAAAUGUGAGAAUUGGUUCGACAAUAUUCGGUGCCAGGGAAUAUCCGAAGAAGGAUAAAAGCCAGUGAACUUCAUCUCUCUGGGGUUUAUAUUCUUUCAUGGCAUGAGGUCAUACAUAAUAAUUAUCAGGAGGUUCUGUACCUGCAAUGUCUGUACCAGGUGUUGUUAUAAGUGUACCUCUCGUACUAUAUGGUUCUACACUAUUUAGUCGUAUGUCGGAAAGCUUUUUAAACCUUGGAAAUUAUUGUCCCCUUGUUUCACAUUGGUUUUUUAUCAUAUUAAUGUAUUGAAAACAAACUAAUAUGAUAUAGCGAAGGUGAUUGGAAACUAUUCUUCAAGACAUGAUUUAUUGUAAAUUGAGCAUUACCUAAAUCAUAUGUGGAACUGUAUGUUAAA
Messenger RNA from Asparagus officinalis (garden asparagus), 967 nucleotides. RefSeq names its product proline synthase co-transcribed bacterial homolog protein-like. The record is from RefSeq and is a predicted model, not a curated record. Lineage: Eukaryota; Viridiplantae; Streptophyta; Magnoliopsida; Asparagales; Asparagaceae. Gene Ontology annotation, cellular component: intracellular anatomical structure. Gene Ontology annotation, molecular function: pyridoxal phosphate binding.